UGGAGAAGCACAAGAAGGGGUGGGGAGAAGCAGGAGGCGGUGAUCAAGUGCAGUCGCGGCUGGGACCAUCUCAGUGUCCUGGCUCUGUGUCCCAAUGUGAAGUUGGAAGUAGGGUACCCCAACCCCCCCUUCCCAGCACAGACUGCAGCUUUCCCCUUCUCUUCCUAAUAAGCAGGGUCCCUCCAUCCCAUGGCGAUGCUGAGAUUGCAGAGUGCCUGAUUCCCAAGGGCUGGUGAGCUAGACAAAGCGACUCUGCCGCCUGCCAUGCUCUGGAGUCAUUGACUUCUGGGCUGUCCGGUAUCUCUUGAUGGAUAUAAACAGUAUUCAGAAAGGCAAGAGGCACAGAUGGCGUGGCAUGCGAACCAGGAGUCAGAGUUUUUUCCCUGAGUAGGAGGCCUUCUCGUUGCAGCCCAGACGAGAUCAAGGAGAACGCCUUCACUCGCCUCUGCGUUGCAUAAAUAAUUGCUGUUCCAUUCCGAUCUCCUCCCAGUACCACAGGACAGCAUUUGUUGCCCAGUUUGUUCCUCAAUUCCUAGCAUCCCUGGAUCCUGGUCUGUUGCCUUUCUCUGCUGGUGCCAUGGCAGGCAGCACUGGCCCCUUCCUGCUUUGGGCCCAGGAUGUCACAACGCUGCUGAUUCUACGGGUGCGCCGCACCGUUCUUCAGACAGCCAUUCUGCUCUGUGUUUUACUGCUUCUCCUCUGGAUCUCUAUCUUCCUGUACGGCAGCUUCUACUACUCCUAUAUGCCUACAGUCAGCUACGUCAGCCCCGUGCACUACCAGUUCAGGUCAGAUUGCAGCUUGUCUGGACCAGAGCUGUGCUCUUUUCCCGUUGCCAAUGUUUCCUUCCUCAAGAACAGCCGCGACCAGGUCCUCAUGUACGGGCAGCCGUAUCGCAUCUCUGUGGAGCUGGAGCUGCCGGAGUCUCCCGUCAACCAGAACCUGGGGAUGUUCAUGGUGGCCAUAUCCUGCUACACCAAAGGCGGCCGCAUCAUUUCCUCCACAGCUAGAUCCGCUAUGCUGCAUUAUCGUUCAGACCUACUGCAGAUCCUGGACACCGUAACUUUUUCCAGCCUCUUGUUGUCGGGUUUUUCGGAGCAGAAGCAAAUGGUGGAGGUUGAAUUGUUUUCAGACUAUAAGGAGGACUCGUAUACUCCGACAAUCGGUGCUGUGAUUGAGAUCCAGAGCAAGAGGAUUCAGAUCUAUGGGGCCCAGCUGCGGAUUCAUGCUCAUUUUACUGGCUUGCGAUACCUGCUCUACAACUUCCCGGUCACCUCGGCCAUCUUGGGUGUGUCCAGCAACUUCGUUUUCCUCAGCGUCCUUGUCCUCUUCAGCUAUCUGCAGUGGAUCUGGGGCAGUGUGUGGCCCCGAGACUCGCUUUCAGUGCAGGUAACUGGCCAAGAAGGACCUGGAGGGCCGCAGCGAGAAGAUGGACACAGGCGGGUUGUGAUCCACAAAACAGAUGCUGAGGAAGCAGAAGAGGUUCCCCCAGAAAAACCUGAAGAUGUCGGGGCUGCUGAAGGCUCAGAGCUGUUGGGAGAAGUUCCCUUGAUGCAAGCCAAGAAGAGCAAACCUGGAGAACCGGAUUCUGGAUCAGAAGCCAGCUUAGUAGAGGCAGAUUUUGAAUCGGUGGACAAUUCUUCGCUGCUCUCAGAGGCCAACUUCCCAGCUGCUUCCCAGGAGGGGCCUCCUUUGCUGCCGUUGGAAGGAAGAGCCCCAUCACCUGGGGCAGAGAUCCGACAGAGGAGUGUUUGCUCCAGCUCCUGAGAGAUUGCUCAGCCUCCCUCCCCUUGGUAUUUUGCACUUCUAAUAGCAUACGCCCAGCACAGGCCUUGCUUGCCCCAGGGAAGCAGCAGCUCCCCGCUUGUGUUUACAUUCCAGCCCCAUUUCCCUUAAUGCCCGGAGACACUGUAACUUAAUAAAAUUUAUCUGCUAACCACUAAGCUAAACCAGUGUGUACUGGGCGGGCGGGCUGGGACAGGGGCUGCUUGCUGUGGUUGGAAAUGGCAGAUCUUUAACAACGUCUGCAGCCUGCCUCCAUUAGGGAGGUAACCAUUUGCUUGUUUAAUAUAAAUAUAAUAUAAAUAUAAUAUAAAUAACAGACAGCAGUCUGUUCAGAUGUUUCUGAGCGGAUAGAACGUAUUGCCUACACAUUAUCAGGUUUAUGAGUCAUGAAGACUAGAAGCUUCCUGUUUGAAACCUGAAAGCAUAAUUUGUAAAUAUAGUUAUCUGAAACUCUCUUAUAUCAAGUUGGACUACUGGCCUAUCAAGCUGAGUAUUGUCUUCUCUGAUUGGCAGCGACUCUCUGGCAUCUUAAGCAGAGAUGGGUCUUCUCCAUCCCCUGUUCGCAGAGAUCGUUUAACUGGUGGUACUGGAAACUGAGCAGAAAGGUCUUGUGCACGGCCGUGCUACAAUUCUGUGGCAUUUCAGCCAGUAUGGAAUAAAGUAUCCAGGUGUGGAAUUUGGUUUCUUGACAAA
This is a messenger RNA of Sphaerodactylus townsendi, 2476 nucleotides long. It is a transcript of the gene BSCL2, whose product is annotated as BSCL2 lipid droplet biogenesis associated, seipin. NCBI's taxonomy places the organism in Eukaryota, Metazoa, Chordata, Lepidosauria, Squamata, Sphaerodactylidae. The coding region runs from base 578 to 1765 and encodes 395 amino acids. Gene Ontology annotation, biological process: lipid storage; lipid droplet organization. The record is from RefSeq and is a predicted model, not a curated record. The transcript is spliced from 12 exons. Gene Ontology annotation, cellular component: endoplasmic reticulum membrane.